This is a messenger RNA of Vicia faba (fava bean), 669 nucleotides long. The record is from the annotation of a GenBank genome assembly. Lineage: Eukaryota; Viridiplantae; Streptophyta; Magnoliopsida; Fabales; Fabaceae.
AUGGCGCAAAACCUUCUCAACGAGGAGAAUAAUAUUCUUAAGCAAUUGAGAAAUGGUACAGCAAAAUUUGAGAUUGUUUCUUCCCCACUUCCUUCCAUUGUUUCGAAAACAACCUUCUUCGGAGCUGGAAGUUCUAGCAGUCUCUUUUUCGCUAGAAUUGGUUCAUCCAUUGGUGGACAGUCUGCAGCAAUGAAGAAGCUUGAACGUUUUUCAGUUCACAAGGUCACAGGGGAUGGACGGUGUCUCUUUCGUGCACUGGUAAAAGGAAUGGCUUACAACAAAGGAGUUGCUCUUAACCAACGCGAGGAGAGAGAAAAUGCAGAUGAAUUAAGAAUGGCAGUCAAAGAAGCUAUAUGUGAAAAUGUAGGAGAUCGUAAGUUAUAUGAAGAAGCCAUCAUUGCUGUCACGGUUGAUGAGCCUUUACAACGUUACUGCAGGCGGAUCGUACAACCAGAUUUCUGGGGAGGAGAAUCAGAACUGUUGGUAUUAUCAAAGUUAUGUAAGCAACCAAUUAUUGUGUACAUACCGGAGCAUGAGCAUAGAGGUGGUGGCCGGGGAUCUGGUUUCAUUCCCAUUGCAGAGUAUGGAAGUGAGUUUAUAAAGGGUUCUAGCAGAAAAGCUGUGAGGCUGUUGUUUAGCGGUAAGAACCAUUAUGAUCUUCUGUUAUAA